ACACACGCACACACUAACACACCAGCGCGCAAGGACAUCAAUGCACGGUGCACAUAGCACGCUAACACGCCUGCGCAUUACACGACGCGGGCACGCACACACGCGCGCACACGCACACACGCGCACACACACACGCACACACGCGCGCACACGCACCGAGACGCACCGAGAGACACGCGGUUCGUCACCGCCGCGGCCGAGCUGGAGCGAGCAGCGGUGACGGUCUCUUCCCUCGGUCGCUCGCAGUCGCCAUCGCUUCCUUCCCGUGGCUCGUAGCUCGAACGCUGCCGAGCGUCCUCGCAUGGCCGGCCGAGUCGAGUGGCAAACGCGGCGGCGGUGGCGGCGGCGAGGAGGAGAGGAGGAGGAGAGGAGGAGGGCGCAGAUCCACUGGACGGACGCGGCGAGCGCCACAGAUUCUCACGACGCUCCGGCGAAGGAGGAGGAUUACGACCGCUGUCCUCGCGCGCGUGAACAUCGGUGAGACGCGCAGUUGCAGUGCGGCGAGCUAUCCCCGUUAGCAUGGCCGUGGCACGUAAAGUCCGGACCCUCUUGGCCCUCAACCUCCUCAUGUUGGCCGCGCUGCUCCUCUUCCUCGUCUACUCGCGUUCCGUGGACCGCACCGAGCCGGCGGUCGUCGAGGCGAUGGCCACGGCGGGCGAGGCGGCCUCGAGAGCGGCCGCUGUGGCCGCCCGGGCCCGGCUCACGCGCGCCCGGAGCAAGGCGAAAGCGCGGGCGAGGCGCGCGGGCGAGGCUGGGUUCGAGGCGGCGGUGGGGGACCAGGGGGGCAGCGUGGAGAGCAACGCGGGUGCCGCGGGGGGCGCGGGGAUUCUCGGCGGGAGGAGAGGGGACCCGGAGGGGCUUCUCAAGCGGCUGGAGCAGCUGGAGCAGUUGGUGUACAGGAGACUUGGAGGUGCGCCUCCCCCCAGGCCGCGUCCGCCCACCGGGUUCGAUUCCUGGCUUGAUAUUGGGACCGAUGCGGGGAAGCUAGACAGGGCUCGGGAUAAAUGGAGCUCAUCUCGGCUGAUAGAGCAUGCUUGCAGACCCCUGCCCACAACGCUGACCGAUCCCUCCCUCGCCCCCUCGCUACCCCCCCCCCCCCCCCCGGACGGGGGUCGCGUGGGCCCCCCGCUGCUGGGCGCCGGGCCCGCAGGGGGGGGCCCCCCGUUGGGAGCGGGGGGACCCCUCCCCGACGGCCCCGGGUCGCGUGGGGGGGCGGCGGCAGCGGCCCGGGAGGCCGAGGGCCGCGCGUCGCUGCUGCUACAGCAGCAGCAGGGGGAUGAUGAUGAGGAGGAGGAGGAGAAGCUGUACCACAAGUACGGCUACAACGCGCACCGCAGCGACCGCCUGCCGCUCCUGCGGGACAUCCCCGACUACAGACCCGGCGGGUGUAAGGAGCUGCGCUACGCGGCCGACCUGCCACAGGUCUCCGUGGUGUUCAUCUUCGUGAACGAGGCCGCCUCCGUUAUCGAGCGCUCCGCGCACAGCGCCGCGCGCCGCACCCCCGCGCAUCUCCUGCGGGAAAUCAUCCUCGUGGACGACGCCAGCGACGAUCCCGACCUGAAGGCCCCUCUGGAGGGGCGGCUGAGGGGGUCGCUGGGCCCCCUCGUUCGCUUCGUGCGCAACUCCAAGAGGGAGGGCCUCAUCCGCGCGCGCAUUGCCGGGUGGCGCGAGGCAACGGCGCCCGUGGUGGCGUUUUUCGAUGCGCACGUGGAGUUCGAGGAGGGGUGGGCCGAGCCGGCGCUGGCGCGGAUCCGCGAGGACCGCUCCCGCGUGGUCCUCCCCGCCAUCGACAACAUCCGGCACGGCUCGUUUGAGGUGCAGCGUUACCACGACUCGGCCCACGGCUACAACUGGGAGCUCUGGUGCAUGUACAUCGCCCCGCCGCGCGCGUGGGUGCAGCGCGGGAACAAGACGGCGCCCAUCAGGACGCCUGCGAUGAUCGGCUGCUCGUUUGUCGUCCACCGCGAGUACUUUGGAGAGAUUGGGCUCUUCGACCCGGGCAUGGACGUGUACGGCGGAGAGAACGUGGAGCUGGGAUUCAGGGUGUGGCAGUGCGGAGGCAGCAUGGAGGUGCUGCCGUGCUCUCGUGUGGCGCACAUCGAAAGACGAAGCAAGCCGUACGUGCGUGACCUCGAGUUCUACAUGAAACGCAACGCGCUCAGAGCCGCCGAGGUGUGGAUGGACGAGUUCAAGAGCCACGUCUACAUGGCCUGGAACAUCCCCAUGAGCAACCCCGGCAUCGACAUCGGCGACAUCACGGAGCGAGUGGCUCUGCGUGAGCGGCUCCAGUGCAAGAGUUUCGAGUGGUACCUGGACAACGUGUACCCCGAGAUGCGGCGCUACAACAACACGCUCGCCUACGGCGAGAUGAGGAACAGCAAAGCGAACAACUUCUGCCUGGACCAGGGACCCCCGGAAAACAACACGGCCAUCGUGUACCCGUGCCACGGGUGGACGCCGCAGCUGGUGCGCUUCACGGCGGAUGGGCGGCUCCAGGUGGGGGCGACGGGCUCCACCACGCAGGUGCCAGACACGCGCUGCCUGCAGGAUGACGGGUCCACGCGCCGCCCACGCCUGCUGCCCUGCCGGGGGCCCGGGCCCGACACGCGCGACAACUGGGAGUUCACGCAGAACGGACCCGUGGUAAACCGCAAGACCCGGCGCUGUCUCGAGGUGGAGUCCACGCCCAGCGGCCUGGAGCUCAUCAUGCACGUGUGCUCGGGCCAACAGUGGAACAUCCGCAACCUUCUGUGAGUGCGGAUCACGGGACUGGGGACUCCUGUGAGCGAGCGUCGUGAGAUUCAAUCACCCGGAGAGCGAGCACCGGACGGUGAAACGGCUUCCUUGUGGUUGAGAGGGUUGUGGAAACGUUCAAAGCGGUGGGCAGUGCAUGGCAGAUUAUCAGCAUUCUGCAAGACAGAGAGAGAGAGCGAGCUUUAGAAAGUCAAGAGGAGACAGUGAGAAUUUCUGAACCGCAACCAACCACCUGAGAGAGAGGAGAGUCACGGGAACGGUCACUGUGGUGGACUGAGCGAGGGAGAGCGCUCCGUUCCCCCUCCGCUGGGAGAGAGCGAGCAAGCCGCGGUGAGCUGACGGUGAGAGUGGAAUUCCGAGAAUUGACCCUCUGAGAGAGUGCGAGGGGACGGCUCACGGAAGAGGAGCGACACCCGACGCUGUGCUCCCCCCCCCACACCCCGAAGAAUCCUCGCUCGCAAAAGUCCGCCCCAACUUUUGCGCGCACAGUAUAUCUUUUUUGCCAAAUGUAACUUUGGAAACGCCUUAAAAGUCGACUCAGAAAAAGCAAGUGCAUGAACGACAAUACUUUUACAGGUAGGUGUUUAAAUUAAAUGUACGUGUACGUCCGUCUUCGGCGUUUGACUUAUAGCGGCCAUCUCGGUGUUUUUAAUUUCUGACGGCGGCUCCUCGUGUCCGACGUCGAUCCAGCUGCACGGCGCUGCCAAUUUAACCCAGCCGAGGACGAGGCUCGUGAUUUUGUUUUGUAGGGGACAGCGUGGGGGGGGGGGGGGAGUUAAGGUUACGUGUCUCAUCACGGCUCUUUUCGUGGUCACUUUCGGGAAAGAUAAUCCGUCCCGUAGGAAUGGGCAGCGCAUUUUGCCACAAGUACCCGACCCCCCCACUGCAACUCCUGCCCCCCACCCCAAUUUACCGCCGCCACCACAUUCACAUCACCACCUCUGAAUGAUCAACAUCAGAACAACAACAGCAACAAUUCCACCCACCACAACAGUUAAGAUUUAAUUCACAUCGCACCCCUCACGAUGAACACCUCAAAGCGCUUCACGACCUCCCCGAGUGCUGCGUAAUAUGUGCAAGGAAGGAAUAAAAGAAGGUUCAUGAUGAAAUUAAAAAUUGCCAAGGCCAGUUUACGAGAUACAUUUUUUUAAACAUUAGUGGGACUCUCAAGAGUCGCUUGCCGAUGGAGCGAGUUUCACAGACGGAGCCGUGAGAGCAGGGAGCUCAAGCUGCACGACACGAAAACGGACGAGAGUUAACGUCACCACAUUUAAAUAAUAUAUUUUAAACAAUUAUAUUCAUCACCACGAGGGUCUGAAAAGGGCUGGCAGAUACACUGAUAUGAUGCGUGCAAAGUACCAUAUGCAGCAGCAUUGUGUGGUAUGCAAUGCAUGACCCUCUUGUCACGUUGGUGUAUGGGUGUUAAUACAAGGGUGUGUUUCACCAUAUACAAAUUAAAAUAACACACAAGUCCACCGCACUAAUUGGCCUUCCAGACAAACAUUUCCCAGCAGCGGUUGACAAAUAUUUUCCAGCAGCAGGCAAAUUCUGGACUGGCUUCGACUUCCCGAUCCUCAUCAGCAGAGCGCGGCCUAUUUUAAACAAUACGCCGCGGUUAUCGGCAAAAAGCUCCUCGCUGAACCCCACGGGGGUGUGUUCAGCGCGGUUACAAUUCCACGUCCUUGACAUUGCUAAUGAACUCUGGGAACUGCGGCCCCCUAAGGGGGGCUGCAGCUCCUCGCGCCUGACCCCAGGGGGGGUCUCGUGCUCAUCAACUCCGGAAUCCCGACCUUGGGUCGUUAAGAGGCCUCCUGAUGGAUCAUCAGCCCGGCUCCCUCGCAUAGCUCCCACACACACAGACAGACAGAGACGGAGCCAACCCCAGCCAGAGCUAACAGACAUUCGAUAACCACCGUGACACACAACAUCGCCACUCGCUCGCUCGCUGGCCCAGACGCACUUUGCUCACAGGCUGCAACGUGGCGGAUGAUGAUGCCCCCCCCUCCGCUUCACCGUAAGCGCAGCAGCAGCAGCGUCCUUCGCCAUAAGUGUCGCUUCCUCACCUAUUCGUCUAAUUUCAUCCCUGCAAGUACAAUAUAAUAAUCUGAACUGUGUCGUUUCUUUACCGAUUACGCUACAGUAUAAUUUCUUCACUGAGCAUAGUCUGAUUGUUUCACGACAGUAUCGUAUCAUCUCUUCAGUUUAAGUACCGUCUUACCUUGUAAGUUCAGCAUCAUCUAAUCACCAAGUAGGGAUUUCUUAACAAAGUACAGUACCAUAACACUAAUUAACAGCGGAAUGUCUUCAUGGCAAGUGCUGUGUAAUGUCUUCACUAAUUACAGUGUCUCUUAUUCACAUGUACGAUAUCGUUACACUGCAAGUAGUACAGUAUGAUGUCUUCACCAUGCUCGUGUCACGACACACAUACACGACUACAUCAUCAUCAUCAUGGUGUUGUUAGAGGCUUUGCUUUCAGUGCCACAGCAGCAAAUUGUGUUGAGAGCGAUGGAGAUGGGACGGGAAGUGCUCUGUUUUAUUCAUUUCCAGAGGUUAUCUCUCUCCUUGAAACAGAAUCCUCGACGGGAAUUACACACGCACAAACAACACCCCCCCCCCCCCCCCCAUAGCCUUCAGCAGACACAUUUGUGAGGUCAAGUGCUGUGAGCGGGCAGCACCUAGGAAGGCCGGCACAGCACACGAGAAGAGAGAGGGGGUGGGUGGGUGGCCAGCACCACCGUCCGGACAGCUCUGUCACACCAGUGCUGGCGUUUACACACCGCACCAGUUACUCAUUGUAAGGCUGAGUAGACCUAGGGGAGGCGCAGGACUCGGUGUCAGAUAAUUGCGACUGUUAUUGAUCGUGAGCGAGAAUUGAACUCGGCGGGUUCGUAGCGCCGUGCGCCAAACCACUGCGCCACCACUCCCCACUUACAAACACACGGACAGACGACGAGCAUUGAGACCGAGAAACAGAUAAGCCAUAGAGCCAUGAUUAUUAAAUAAAUGUAGUGUAACCAAUUAAGGUCGAAAUAUUUAUGAGGUUGUUUUGGGUUAGAUCGCGUAAAUAUGUGUGUGCCGUUAAACCCGCCACCACCCGACACAGCCAAUGAGUAAAGGUUAUCACGUAAACAAAAUAUGGCCAAUUCGUUACGAGUCCAGCACACCGGUGUGUUGGAGAGUAAACCCACAGCAUUUACAGUUCGUGCACGACAUGUCGCCAAAUAUCCAUAUGCAAAGCUCAUGUACAAACCACGAGGAUGCAUUAACCCCAAAUAUCAUUCAUAUAUUCCAUGGCCUAUUAUGAUAUCGCGUCACUGAUUCACGCAGUUGGUCAUGGGGCACUGUUUGACCAUAAUUCACCACUUUGGUCAAUGCGAGUUCGGGAAAGGGGGAGGGGGGGAGGCAGCCAGGGCAGGUUUGGAUACAGCUCGCCACUUAACCAUAGACCACCAACAUCCCCCGUGGUGUAGCAACGACGUUACCAGUUCAGGGGGUGUGGCAAUCGGUCAGUUGGGGCCCCCCAUUAUUUGAUAUGUCUUGCACGGUCGCACCGAGGGUGUCGUCAUUAUUAUUUAUCGCGCCUCCUCUUUCCUAGUACCUUCCCCCAAUUCGCCCCGGAAGAAAUGCUCUGCUCCUCUUCACUGGAUACGCUAUAACAACAACA
Petromyzon marinus (sea lamprey) is the source of this 6418-nucleotide messenger RNA. The record is from RefSeq and is a predicted model, not a curated record. NCBI's taxonomy places the organism in Eukaryota, Metazoa, Chordata, Hyperoartia, Petromyzontiformes, Petromyzontidae.